Leptosia nina is the source of this 300-nucleotide messenger RNA. The record is from the annotation of a GenBank genome assembly. Lineage: Eukaryota; Metazoa; Arthropoda; Insecta; Lepidoptera; Pieridae.
AUGUCAUUCCGUUUUAUUGGUGGUUUUUGGUUUAUUGGAAAACGAAAUAAGCUGAUUUCGAAGAUGUCCGAGACUCCAGGACGCCCUAUGAAGUAUCCUUAUACUUUCUCCGCUAAGAUUGCGCAGUUCCCCUUAAAAUUCUACUUCCAAAACCAAUGGAUAUGGCGUUACUGGCUUGCUGGUGGAAUUGUGCUGUCUCUUCCUGUGAUCUACAAAAUCAAUAAACUAGCUAACUCUCCUGAAAAUGUGGCACUAUGGGCAGAGCGAAGAAGGAAGGAAGCUGAGGCACACCACCAUUAA